AUGGAUGCAUUGGUGGACACAGUUAUUUUUUUGGGAAAGUUUCUAUAUUACUUUUUAGAAUCUUUAGUUUUCAAGAUAAUUCCCAAGAGAAGAAAGAAUGUUGCUGGAGAGAUUGUACUCAUAACAGGAGCUGGAAGUGGACUUGGGAGGCAAUUGGCCAUGAAGUUUGCCAGCCAUAAGGCCACUGUAGUUCUAUGGGACAUUAAUCAAGAAAGCAAUAUGGAAACAUGUAGACUGGCCAAAGAAAAGGGUGAUGUAAAAGUCUUUGCCUAUAAGUGUGACUGCAGCAAUAGGCAAGAGGUCUACAGAGUCGCUGAUCAGGUUAGAGAAGAAGUUGGUGAUGUCACCAUCCUCAUUAACAAUGCUGGUAUUGUCACAGGAAAGCCCUUCCUUGAUAUUCCAGAUCAUGUGGCAGAAAGAUCAUUUUAUGUCAAUGCUAUCGCUCAUUUCUGGACUUGCAAGGCUUUCCUUCCUGCCAUGAUUAAAGAUAACCAUGGUCAUUUGGUGUGUAUUUCAAGUAUAGCAGGACUAGUAGGUAUCAAUGGACUAUCAGAUUAUUCUGCAAGCAAAUUUGCAGCCUUUGGAUUUGCUGAGUCCCUCUUCCUUGAACUAAAUUUGCUAAAGAAAACUAAAAUUAAGACCACCAUUGUUUGUCCCUUUUUCAUCAAAACUGGAAUGUUUGAUGGUUGUACAACCAAGUAUCCCCUUAUAUUACCUUUGCUGGAGCAGGAUUAUGUGGCCCAAAAGAUUUUCAACGCUAUUUUAGAAGACCAAGUUUACCUGAUCAUACCCAAAUUUGCAUAUGUUGCCUUGCUUCUUAAACAAAUAAUAUCUCCAAAAAUGAUCAUUGUCCUUGGUGAAUACCUUGGAGUGGACACUUGCAUGACUUCCUUUAAAGGGAAAACAAUAGCCCCUGAGCUGCCUUGUGACAUUGAGAGGAAACACCAAUAG
This is a messenger RNA of Jaculus jaculus (lesser Egyptian jerboa), 951 nucleotides long. RefSeq names its product short-chain dehydrogenase/reductase family 16C member 6-like. The transcript has 6 exons. Bases 1 to 951 code for a protein of 316 amino acids. NCBI's taxonomy places the organism in Eukaryota, Metazoa, Chordata, Mammalia, Rodentia, Dipodidae. The record is from RefSeq and is a predicted model, not a curated record. Gene Ontology annotation, cellular component: lipid droplet. Gene Ontology annotation, molecular function: oxidoreductase activity, acting on the CH-OH group of donors, NAD or NADP as acceptor.